UCGGCCUUUCUUCCGCCUGAUUCCGCAGAUUAAAGUGUGCACCGUUUUGGCUCGGUUGUAACUAAUCCGUUUAUUUCUGUACAAAUUCUCUAAAGUCAGCCUCUACAACAGACAAAAUGUUAGCCCUUGUCCGCAAGCAACUUAGAAACCACCCAGCACUCAUCCCUCUGUUCAUCUUCAUCGGUGGAGGAGCAACCAUGUCCAUGGUGUACCUCGCUCGUCUGGGUUUGAGGAACCCAGAUGUCUGCUGGGAUCGGAAGAACAACCCUGAGCCCUGGAACAAAAUGGGUCCGACCGAUCAGUACAAGUUUUACACGGUGAACAUGGACUACAGUAAACUGAAGAAGGAAGGCCCUGAUUUCUAAGGUCAUAUCUGCUGGACCAAAACGACAAGAAUCAGCUGAUCCGCACAGCCUAAUCAUUGAAUAUCGUCCGGGAGUCUGAGGGUUGCAGAGGUUGAAACCGCACACUCAUUCAUAUUUAUGUUUCCUCAUGACAUCCCAUCAACUUGUGUCUGUUUCUCAUUUUCAAUGGUUCUUCAAUAAAGUGGAGUUUUUCUCCUCCGUACAGAGAGAAGAACUUGUUUUGAUUGA
Messenger RNA from Sphaeramia orbicularis (orbiculate cardinalfish), 593 nucleotides. RefSeq names its product NDUFA4 mitochondrial complex associated a (gene coxfa4a). The transcript is spliced from 4 exons. NCBI's taxonomy places the organism in Eukaryota, Metazoa, Chordata, Actinopteri, Kurtiformes, Apogonidae. Bases 117 to 365 code for a protein of 82 amino acids. Gene Ontology annotation, cellular component: respiratory chain complex IV. The record is from RefSeq and is a predicted model, not a curated record.